AUGCCGGUCCGGAGGGGUCACGUGGCGCCACAGAACACAUUUCUUGGUGUCAUUAUUCGUAAAUUCGAGGGACAAAAUAAGAAAUUCAUUAUCGCCAAUGCUUGCGUGCAAAAUUGCGCCAUCAUCUACUGCAAUGACGGAUUCUGUGAGAUGACCGGUUUCUCUAGGCCUGAUGUCAUGCAGAAGUCUUGCACGUGUGAUUUCCUGCACGGCCAGUUCACCAGUCAGUAUGCCAUCACCCAAGUGGCCCAAGCCCUGCUGGGCUCAGAGGAACGCAAGGUGGAGAUCAUGUACCAACGGAAGGAUGGUUCAAAGUUCUUCUGUGCCACACACAUCAUCCCAGUUAAGAACGAAGAGGGUGUGGUCAUGAUGUUCAUUCUUAACUUUGAUAACAUUCUGGAUGUGGGCAGCAGUGACUCAGUGGAGAAGCUAUACCACGACUACCCUUCUAAAGCUGACCAGCGCAAAAGGAGAUUCUUCCAUUUUCGUUUGCCGGUUUUAUCACUUCUGGGCAUUAGCAAGCAGUCCCUGCCUCAGGAAGACCCUGAUGUGACAGUGGAGUCUCCUUGCCACAGCCUUGACUCAGUGGCAAUCUGCAAUGACAACCUCACGGAUGCCCGUGAGAGCUGGAGUCCCUCAAACCCCAAUGAUAGCAACACCCUCAUCACCCCAAGCUUCUGUUCCACACCUGUGUCUUGCCCACUGGACCACACAUCCCCCAAAAGUCCUUGGGAAAGAUUUUACCAAGAUCCUGCCGCUACCCAAACCUAUGACAAGAACCAGGUGGACACAGUGAUUGUUGCUCCAUCUAUCCCAGGCCUCACUCCAACUGCAUCUAGGGAGAGUGUAUGUAGUAUUCGAAGAGCCUCUUCCCUCUACAACAUUGAUGGUUUUAGAUCAAACUCCAAAAUGGGCUUCAGGGAUCGACAUUCCAAUGAAGCAGGUCCUCUCAUCCAGAUAAAAUCAAGUCUGCUCUGCUCCACCUCUGACUCUAACCUAAGCAAGUACAGCACAAUCAACAAAAUUCCCCUCAUCACACUUAACUUCUCAGAGGCCAAUAUUGAGAAUAAGUGCCCCUCACCUUCUUCUUCUGAGAAAACCGUUAUUGCAUCCAAGGUCAAAGACCGCACGCACAAUGUCACGGACAAAGUCACACAGGUUCUUUCGCUUGGUGCUGAUGUGCUGCCCGAGUACAAACUCCAGUCGCAACGCAUGGACAAGUGUACUAUCCUUCACUACAGCCCCUUCAAAGCAGUGUGGGACUGGCUCAUUCUGCUAUUGGUCAUCUACACAGCCAUUUUCACACCUUACUCUGCAGCCUUCCUCCUUAACGACAUUGAGGAGCAGAAGAGACGUGAGUGCGGCUACUCCUGCUCGCCGCUUAAUGUGGUGGACUUGAUGGUGGACAUCAUGUUCAUCGUAGACAUCCUCAUAAACUUUCGGACCACGUAUGUUAACAACAAUGAGGAGGUGGUGAGCCACCCUGGCAAGAUAGCCAUUCAUUACUUUAAAGGCUGGUUCCUCAUAGACAUGGUAGCCGCUAUCCCAUUUGACCUGCUCAUCUUUGGAUCGGGAUCUGACGAGACCACCACUCUAAUUGGUCUAUUAAAGACAGCACGCCUUCUGCGUCUGGUACGCGUUGCACGCAAGCUGGACCGCUACUCCGAGUACGGCGCUGCUGUGCUAAUGCUGCUAAUGUGUAUUUUUGCACUAAUCGCUCAUUGGCUGGCCUGCAUCUGGUAUGCGAUCGGCAAUGUAGAGAAACCUUACUUGGAGCACAAGAUUGGCUGGCUGGACAACCUGGGCUUGUCCAUAGGAAAAAAAUACAAUUACAGUGACCCAAGCUCAGGGCCAUCCAUCAAAGACAAGUAUGUCACUGCACUGUACUUCACCUUCAGCAGUCUGACCAGCGUGGGCUUUGGCAACGUCUCCCCCAAUACCAACUCUGAGAAGAUUUUUUCUAUUUGUGUCAUGCUCAUCGGAUCUUUGAUGUAUGCCAGCAUCUUUGGAAAUGUGUCAGCUAUCAUCCAGAGGUUGUAUUCAAGUACGGCCCGUUAUCACCUCCAGAUGCUCCGUGUCAAAGAAUUCAUCCGUUUUCACCAAAUCCCAAACCCGCUUAGGCAGCGGCUUGAGGAGUACUUCCAGCAUGCUUGGACAUACACCAAUGGCAUUGACAUGAACAUGGUCCUGAAGGGUUUCCCAGAGUGCCUGCAGGCAGAUAUCUGCCUUCACCUCAACAAGAAUCUUCUACAGGGCUGUAAAGCGUUCCACGGCGCAACUAAAGGUUGCCUCCGGGCCCUGGCAAUGCGGUUCAAGACCACACACGCACCUCCUGGAGACACACUGGUUCACAGCGGGGACGUGAUCAGCAUGCUAUAUUUUGUCACACGUGGCUCCAUCGAGAUCCUCAAAGAAGAUAUUGUUGUUGCCAUCUUGGGCAAGAACGAUAUCUUUGGCGAAAUGAUCAACCUCUACGCCAAGCCAGGGAAAUCGUGCGCUGAUGUGCGGGUGCUGAGCUAUUGCGACCUGCACACCAUCCAAAGAGAGGAGCUCUUGGAGGUUCUGGACAUGUAUCCAGAAUUUGCUGACCAUUUUAUCACUAACCUGGAGCUGACCUUUGACCUCGGUGAUGAAAAUGCCAAGACGCCCUACCAACAAUACACCGAUUCCAACAUGGAUGCAACAGUGUGUCGAAGAAGAGUGUCAUGCAUAAGGAAAUCUUCCAAUGGCGGUCAACAAAAGGAGACACUGGCAACAUUCAGCAAGCAGCAAGAUUCUGCCACUAAAGGAAAUAAAGACGAGGAGGUACUUGAGGAGACAAACAGGAGGGAGGAGGAAGAGAAACACAAGUAUUGGUGUUCCAGCACGCUGGGCUACCCUGUGGUAAAAGACCAACGCUUUGGUGUUGGCCUCAGCAGUUCUGAAGAUGACACGCAUGCAAAAGAGCUCCUCCAAGACGACUGGACACAUACAGGCUUUAACAUUGAGGAAAAGCAAUCAUCGUUGUGCCAGGCAACUCCAGGUGAUCAGAAUGAAAGUGGUAUGACGUACCUCAGCUACAUGGAAGUGGAGCAAAGACUUGACAGGCUGCAACAGCACCUUGACAGGCUGGAAUCUCAGAUGACGGCCAACAUACAGGCCAUCCUCCAGCUCCUCCAGAGGCCAACUACAGCUUUUCCGCCUGCCUACAGUACCAUCCUGCCCAGAGGAUCAAAGGUUGACCAUCAGGUUGUAGCUGGCCAUUCAGAUGGCUCCCAGACUCGGUCCUUCGACACUUCCACCUCUGACCUGUGA
Nerophis lumbriciformis (worm pipefish) is the source of this 3294-nucleotide messenger RNA. The record is from RefSeq and is a predicted model, not a curated record. Lineage: Eukaryota; Metazoa; Chordata; Actinopteri; Syngnathiformes; Syngnathidae.